AUGAUGAUUUAUAAAGAAAAAACAAAAGAAUGUAUUGAAUGUGAAAAACGAUAUUAUUUAAAUUCAAAUAAAGAAUGUCAAUAUAAUUCACAUUGUAUUAAAAUAAAUAAUCAAAAUCAUUGUAUUGAAUGUGAAUAUGGAUAUUAUCUUAAUUUAAAUACAAAAACAUGCAAAAUACUCAAAAAUGAAUGUAAAAUUGGAAAUGAAACAUAUUGUUAUCAAUGUAAAGAAGGAUUUAUUAAAGAAAAUGGAGAAUGUAAAGAAAAAGAUAAUAAAUGUAAUAAAUCAGAAAGAAAUUAUUGUUUAAAAUGUUCAAAUGGAUAUAAAAUAGAAAAUAAUCAAUGUAAUGGAGAUAAAGAAGAUCAAUGUUAUUAUGAAGGAAAUAACUGUGUAUCAUGUUCAAAUAGAUAUACAUUAAAUAAUGGAAAAUGUUCAAAUAAAGAAAAGAAUCAAAAUGGAAAGAAUGAAGAAAUAUAUUGUGAAAAUGGAAAAUACAUCAAUAAUAAUAAAUGUAUAGAAUGUUCAAAAUCAGAAAUAUGUCAAACAAAUGAUAUUGAAAUAAAAUGUAAAUAUGAAGAAUAUUUAGAUAAUAAUAAAUGUAUAAAUAAAACAUGUGAAAAAGAUAUGAUAAAAGAUCAAAAUGGAAAAUGUAAUAAUAAUAUUUCAUAUUGUUUAAAUAAAUCAUAUGUUAAUGGAAAAUGUGUUGAAUGUUUAAAUACAUAUUCACCUAAUUUGAACGGAGAAUGUAUUAAUACAAAAAUAGAAUAUUGUGAAGAACAAAAUACAUAUGGAUGUAAAAGAUGUAAAGAAAGAUAUUAUUUAACAAAAGACAUGAAAUGUUUAAAAUGUGAUGAUAAAUGUGAAACAUGUUAUGGAACAUCUACAUAUUGUAUGAGUUGUUCUAAUGAUAAAUAUUUAAGAAAUGAUAAAACAUGUCAAUCAAAUGAAGAAUUAAAUGGAACAUGUUUACGAAUAUUAGCAGAUGGAAGUGGAUGUGGAAUAUGUCAUAAAGGAUAUUAUAGAAAUGGGAAAGGAUGUUCAAAAUGUGGAAAAGAAUGUUUAACAUGUAAUCAAAAAGAUAAAUGUAUAAAAUGUGGAGAAGGAUAUUUUAUGAGUUCAACAGGAAUAUGUAAAUCAACAACAACAAUUAAAGGAUGUAAAGGAGAAAUAGAUAAAGAAUAUGGAUGUAGAGAAUGUUUAACAGGAUAUUAUUUAAUAAAUAAAGAAUGUUCAAAAUGUGGAAAUAAAUGUAUAACAUGUUUAAAUGAGAAAGAAUGUAAUAAAUGUGAAGAAGAAUAUAUAAUAAUAAAUAAAGAAUGUAUUCAUUAUUCAAAUAUUAAUAAAUGUAAAGAAACAAAAAAUAAUAAAUGUUCAAAAUGUUCAUUUUGGUAUGGAAUCAAUGAAGACGGAACAAAAUGUAAUAAAGAAAUUGUAUGGUGGAUGAUAAUGAUAAUUAUCAUCAUUAUACUUAUUAUCAUCAUUAUAAUAAUUAUAAUUAUAAUAAUAAUGAUUAAUUACAUUAUAAAACGCAAAGAAAAGAAAGAACAAGAGAAAACAACAACAAUAUUUAAAAUUUCACAAUCAAAUAUCAAAUUCAUAUCACUUGGAGAUGGAAUAAUAACAAAUAAAAAAGAAAUAGAAAUAGGAGAAGGAGAAGAAAUUGAAGUAAAUAAAGAAAUCAGAGAAUUAAUAUGUAUUGGAAAUGAAAAUAAAGAAAAAAAGAAAAUACAAAUAAGUAGUAAAGAAGGAAAUGAAAAAUAUUCAAUUAGAAUCAAACCAAAUAUUAUUACAAUUGAAGGAGGAUAUGCAUGUGAAUUUGAAAUAUUCAUUACAAUCAAAUGUACUACUAAAAUUAAAGAACAAAUAAUGAUAAUUAGUAAAACACUUAAUAAAACACAAGAAGAAAUAAUUAAAAGUAUUCAAUAA
Entamoeba dispar SAW760 is the source of this 1926-nucleotide messenger RNA. RefSeq lists its product as uncharacterized. NCBI's taxonomy places the organism in Eukaryota, Evosea, Mastigamoebida, Endamoebidae. Bases 1 to 1926 code for a protein of 641 amino acids. The transcript has a single exon. The record is from RefSeq and is a predicted model, not a curated record.